This is a messenger RNA of Metopolophium dirhodum (rose-grain aphid), 4457 nucleotides long. It is a transcript of the gene HisCl1, whose product is annotated as glycine receptor subunit alpha-4. Gene Ontology annotation, cellular component: membrane; neuron projection; synapse. Lineage: Eukaryota; Metazoa; Arthropoda; Insecta; Hemiptera; Aphididae. Gene Ontology annotation, molecular function: transmembrane signaling receptor activity; neurotransmitter receptor activity; chloride channel activity. The transcript has 10 exons. The coding region runs from base 164 to 2374 and encodes 736 amino acids. Gene Ontology annotation, biological process: nervous system process; regulation of membrane potential; signal transduction. The record is from RefSeq and is a predicted model, not a curated record.
GGUCAGCGCCGUGUAAAUAAUAGUGAAAAAAAAGAACAGUAUACUUUAACCCUCAGUGUCCGCUGUAUGUUAUGUAACUACUCAAUGUGUAAGCUAUCUGUAUGUGUUAUGAUUGUUGUUUGGCGUUGAACGAGUCAAAACAUAUUCCGCCAUUCAAAAUGAUAUGGCGAGUCUAAUGACAAAUUUGUUUUUUCUGUACGGGAUUUAUGUUCUUCUAAUUAUCGGUCAGACCGCAUUGAGCUCACAGAAAUAUCGGCACUGUUACGCGCGGCAUCACAAACGAUCCGCCAACCCGACAUUCAGGUACCGGCCGCACGUGUCGGAGUGCGCAUCGCCGUCCUCUACCGUGGCCUCCUCCAACGACGACGGCUGCGAAGAAUCGCGACGGCAGUCAACCGAACAACGACCGGUGCAGCGGCGGUUACCGGCAUCGCAGAUACCACCAACCACGACGCCACCUCUAACACUACCAUCAUCGACGCCACCUCUAACGCUGCCAUCAUCGACAACACCUCUAACGCUGCCAUCGUCGACGCCACCUCUAACGCUGCCAUCAUCGACGCCACCUCCGCCACCUACUUCACCACCACCUCAACCACCGGCGCGCACCAACAGCUGGCCGCCGGGCCACGGACUACACAAACACCUGUUGCUGGUCACCGGGCAGGUGUACCAGGAGUUCAUAAGCGAGUGUUCUGUAGCGGAACAGGCGCGUGACCUCCACGAACUCAGCUCGAAGCUCGAGCGACGGCCCGGGCUGUUCGGCGUCGGCGACUUCGUGCUGGUCCAGGUUGGUACGGGCUGGCGGCUCAACGUCCAGCUGCUCGACGUGCUGGUCGACAGGCUGGGCAAUGUGUCAAUGUACGCGGACAAGAAGUACUACAGCAAAACGAUGACCAAACACUGCCGAAACAUCGGCGACCGGUGCACGCUGCUCGCCAACCUGGUGCCCGUCAUCGAACAGCUGGAGCUGCGCCAGGAAUUUCUCAUCGGCGGUGGCGGUGGUGGCGGCAUGUACGACCCCGACUGGAUUCCGGUACCCGCUGUGCCGCCCCUGCCCCGCAACUUCACAGGCGACACCGAGAAGCAAAUCGAAUACCUGACGUGGCGGCUGUGCGUCCGGGACAGGCGACAAAAUUUCUACUACAAACUCGACCAGGACUCGCUGCGGUCCCCCUUGAGUGAUCAAAGUGACAUCGCUGAGAGUGACAAUGUCGUCUUCGAAACCAGCUUGUCACUCACCGACAUUUUACCGAUCAAUCCAAAAAACUACGACAAAAACCGUGCGCCAAAAGUACAAGGGCAACCGACUAUUGUUUACUUCCACGUCACCGUGCUGUCUUUGGAUUCCAUUAACGAAGAAUCCAUGACGUACGUGGCGGACAUAUUCUUGGCGCAAAGCUGGAGGGACCAGAGACUCCGGCUCCCGGAAAACAUGAGCGAAGACUACCGCAUACUGGAUGUCGAAUGGUUGCACGACAUAUGGCGACCCGAUUGUUUCUUCAAAAACGCGAAAAAAGUGACGUUUCACGAGAUGAGCAUACCCAACCAUUACUUGUGGCUGUACCACGACAAGACGCUGCUGUACAUGUCAAAAUUGACGUUGGUAUUAUCGUGUGCGAUGAAAUUUGAAUCGUAUCCACAUGACACACAAAUAUGUUCAAUGAUGAUCGAAAGCCUGUCUCACACAACUCACGAUUUGGUUUUUAUAUGGAAUAUGACAGAUCCAUUAGUGGUAAAUCCAGAUAUCGAAUUACCUCAACUCGAUAUAUCAAACAAUAUAACUACCGAUUGCACAAUAGAAUACUCAACAGGGAAUUUCACAUGUUUGGCCGUGAUGUUCAAUUUACGAAGACGCUUAGGGUAUCAUUUAUUCCACACGUACAUCCCAUCGGCGCUCAUCGUUGUCAUGUCAUGGAUUUCGUUUUGGAUAAAACCCGAGGCCAUACCAGCUAGAGUGACGUUGGGCGUGACUUCGCUAUUGACGCUCGCCACUCAAAACACUCAGUCACAACAGUCCCUGCCACCUGUAUCCUAUGUGAAAGCCAUCGACAUAUGGAUGUCUUCGUGUUCGAUUUUCGUUUUUCUAUCCUUAAUGGAAUUCGCCGUCGUCAAUAACUACAUGGGACCGGUGGCGACCAAAGUGAUGAAAGGAUACUCAGAAGAAGACAUCCGAGGAGGCGACGAUUUCAAGGAACUGGACCCGAAAAACCGAAGUCCAAUCAGAAGUGUGGCCACCGUAGCCGCGGCACCUCAGUACCCGACUUUCUGCAACGGCCGCGCAAUCGCACUUUACAUCGACAAGUUCUCACGGUUCUUUUUCCCGUUUUCGUUUUUUAUCCUCAACGUCGCCUAUUGGACAUCGUUUUUGUAAGUAAGGUGCCUAGCCUACGGAUUUUUGCCUUGUCCGGCUUAAUAUGACGUAUAAUACUCGUCACACGACACAUUCUUGUUAAACGACGUCUGCAUACAUCAUCACUCAUGUGCAUUAUUGUCACCGUCAAUAUACCUAACGACGAUGCAAAAUGUGUACAUUUCACUAUUACUGUUACUUCUCGUACGUGUCUUUAAAACCUAUAAUAGAUAUUACAUUAUAUACAUAUAGACGCAAUAGAAAUGACGCGAAAUUGACAUUUUUUAGAGGCAACCUAGUUUAAUAUUCGGUUUCUAUCCAUCUGAAAACCCUGAUAAAUGCAUUAUUAAUUUACUGCCAUAUUUUUUAAUUAAGUACGAGUAUAAUUACUAAAUUACUAGUUAACACUAAAUUAGCCCCCAUCCCACCCAGCUAUCGACCCUUACAAAACUCGGAGUCUACUUUCGGCCCCUUCGCCACGACUCUAUUAAAUAGGUGGACCUUCCCCUACCUACCUAAAACUAUGCUCUACUAAUGAAAUGAAAUUUUUAUUUUUUUUUUAGUAAAACAUAUCAAUAUUAUAUUAAGUUGCUGUAAUAAUAUAUUAUUGUGUAAUUGAUUGAUAUAUUAUCAUUUGCCUAUACCUAUAUUAUAUACGUUUGUUAAAUGAUUUAUAAUUUUGUGUGAUUGAGUUUUAGGUAUAUAUAUAUUAUAUAGCCGUAUAGGAAAGCGUGCGUUUUUAAGUUAAAUAAUAUUAUUUUCCAUUGAUAUUGAUGAGUACAAAUCGAUAUACAGUAUAGGUUAAUCGUUUAUAACGGCAUUGAAAAGCCCGGAUAUAAUGUGCUCGAUUUAUCUGAGAAAUCGUAGGUAACAUCAACUAAUAAUUCAUACAAACAUAGAUAGAGCUCGGAAGUUAUAAAAUAUAUUAAAAUCGACAAAAUACGUAGAUGAAAAAUCUUGAAUACCUAACCAAAAAAAUUAUUUAAAACAUGUUAAUUAUUAAUAGGUACCUAUUAUUAAUAAUACCUCUGUAUCAGUAUUAAAUUAUAUAGAAAAUAACAACUAUACAUAAUAAUAUGUAAGUAUUAAAGAAAUAUGGUGGAAAACUGAUUGGACAAAAUGAAUAAUACGAGCAUAAUAGUACCAGAAUACCAGGUAAUCCAUUAAAACACUCAUCAGUCAUCAUUAUUUCAGAAAACAUUAACGUUUUUAAAAAUUUUAGUUUUACAUAAUUUUAAGUCGUUACAAUAGAUGUUAUUAUUUUUUAUUGUUGUAAUUUUUUAAGUUCAUAACUCAUUAAAAUCACAUCAUUCUUUUUUAAUUUUAUAUUCCUAAGCAGAAUAUUAUUUGGAGUAUUUUGAUCUAUAAAAAUCAAAUUUCAGAAAAGUAGUUUAUUAGUUAAGUGUUUAAAGCUUAGAUGAGCAGAGUAUUGGACCACUUGGGGUAUCAUUAGUACUUUAAAUACUUAUAAAUCAUAAGCUAUUCAUCUAAAAUUUAAUUUGUAUGUAUUGAUGUACUACAUACCUACUCUGAAAAAUAUUCAGAUUUAGAAUAAGAAAUUGAAAAACGUUGUCAAUAAAACAAUAGUAAAGAAAAUAUUUUUCUUUUAGAAAAAUGUUCCUAUUUAACAACUUAUAAAAUAAAACAAAUAAUUUUGAUCAAUUUAAAAAAUGGAUUUCUACUGUGACCAUAAGAUUUCAUUGUGCUAACCAGUGUCGUAAUAAACGGUUUCUUUUUUAAAAUUGUUUUGUACUUUAAAAUGUACCUAUGGGCUAUAGUAAACGUGUGUUUACAAAACACUAUGGUAAACGAUUAUCAUUUCUAACUCAUCUUUACUCUAAUAUUUUUUAUUGUUAUGUAACUAGAAUAAUAUAAUAAUUAAUAAUAAUAUUAAUGUAUUCAUCAUUCUAUAUUAAGUAACUACUAUUUUAAUAAAGAACGUAUGGAUGAUUAAUAAUGUAGUGAAAGUAUAUUGUAACAUUUAUUAAUUAAAAUUGUGUACACAAAUGAAACAAUUAUUUAAUGAUAAUAAAUUUCUUACUUAAGUAAUAAAUCCAGUUUUUAAUAUUUAACUCCUCUGUGUAAGCAUAAUAUUAUAAAUACU